CUAAAUUUUAAACGUCCCUUUUGAUUUGCCUAUAAAUACACGUGCCUCCACACUUCUCCAAUUAAAAAAAAACAAAGCAACACAAGGACAAAAAAUUCACAAACAUCAAACAUUCUCCACCUACUGCCCAAAAACGACAGCAUUCCUUUUCCAGCAACAAAGAAAAAACACAUUUCCUUGCCAAUGGCCCGUUGUACCAACCUUGUUACCGUUUUCCUAUUAUGGGCUCUUUUGAUGUUCUCAUGGUGUAAAGCUUCAAGAAUCAGCCCUAAUGUAUAUGACCAUUCUUAUAAAAGGUUCAAAUCCGAUAGCUUAAUCAAGCGAAGAGAGGACAUCACGGGAUUGAGAAGUUUUGUAAGAGCCUCUUUGCGGACUCCAACCACCGUUAGUGUUUCUGAUUUUGGAGCUAAAGGAGAUGGAAAAACCGAUGACACGCAGGCGUUCGUGAAUGCGUGGAAGAAAGCAUGUUCUUCAAAUGGAGCUGUUAAUCUCCUAGUUCCUAAAGGGAAUACUUAUCUCCUUAAGUCUAUUCAAUUAACUGGUCCAUGCAAUUCUAUUCUCACCGUUCAGAUAUUCGGAACGUUAUCCGCAUCUCAAAAACGAUCGGAUUACAAAGAUAUCAGCAAAUGGAUAAUGUUUGAUGGCGUUAACAAUCUAUCAGUCGAUGGAGGCGACACUGGGGUUGUGGACGGAAACGGCGAAACGUGGUGGCAAAACUCAUGCAAACGGAACAAAGCUAAGCCAUGCACAAAAGCCCCAACGGCUCUUACUUUUUACAACUCGAAAAGUCUGAUAGUGAAGAAUCUGAAGGUGAGAAAUGCACAGCAGAUCCAGAUUUCGAUUGAAAAAUGCUCCAACGUUCAGGUCUCUAAUGUCGUGGUAACUGCGCCUGCGGAUAGUCCUAACACCGAUGGUAUUCAUAUCACUAACACCCAAAACAUUCGAGUCUCCGAAUCCAUCAUUGGAACAGGCGAUGAUUGCAUAUCUAUUGAAAGUGGAUCACAAAAUGUUCAAAUCAAUGAUAUAACUUGCGGUCCCGGUCACGGUAUCAGUAUUGGGAGCCUUGGAGAUGACAAUUCAAAGGCUUUUGUCUCAGGCGUGACUGUGGAUGGUGCUAAGCUUUCCGGUACAGACAAUGGAGUAAGAAUCAAAACUUACCAGGGAGGGUCAGGAACUGCUAGCAAUAUUAUAUUUCAAAACAUUCAGAUGGAUAAUGUUAAGAAUCCGAUCAUAAUCGACCAAGACUACUGCGACAAGAGCAAAUGCACUACAGAGAAAUCCGCGGUCCAAGUGAAGAACGUGGUGUACCGGGACAUAAGUGGCACUAGCGCAUCGGAAAACGCAAUAACGUUUAACUGCAGCAAGAACUAUCCAUGCCAAGGAAUUGUGCUUGACAGAGUGAACAUUAAAGGAGGAAAAGCAACUUGCACCAAUGCUAAUGUGGUUGAUAAAGGAGCUGUUCUGCCUCAGUGCAACUCCACUUAGUUACUUAGAUCGCUUAGAUCUAUCAAACACAUACAUAUAGAUAUAUAAAUACAGAUAGAUCGAUUACAAAAUAUACUAAAUAUACUUGUGGAUAUAUAUAUACAUGGACAAUAAAUAACAGAUAUUGUCUAACUAUGAAUUAUAGGAUUAUAGUAUAGGAAUACAUGUAUAAACAAUGUUCUUGAGAUUUGUUGUUUUAUUUGUAUUCUUACAUACUAAAUUGUUUAUCUAAAGUUAUAUGAAUAAAGGGAUACAUUCUUUAU
Molecule: messenger RNA, 1748 nt
Organism: Arabidopsis thaliana (thale cress)
Lineage: Eukaryota; Viridiplantae; Streptophyta; Magnoliopsida; Brassicales; Brassicaceae
Gene: PGAZAT
Product: polygalacturonase ADPG2-like protein
Exons: 9
Coding region: 184-1485 (433 amino acids)
Biological process (GO): cell wall modification involved in abscission; anther dehiscence; carbohydrate metabolic process
Molecular function (GO): polygalacturonase activity
Source: RefSeq, marked reviewed